Messenger RNA from Toxorhynchites rutilus septentrionalis, 954 nucleotides. RefSeq lists its product as uncharacterized. The transcript has 3 exons. NCBI's taxonomy places the organism in Eukaryota, Metazoa, Arthropoda, Insecta, Diptera, Culicidae. Bases 112 to 951 code for a protein of 279 amino acids. The record is from RefSeq and is a predicted model, not a curated record.
AGAGUGAGCACGUUCGAACACAUCGCGAGUUUUGGAAAUGGAAGUUAAUAUAAACAAUUAGUGGAGAGUGUGUUCAGGUGAUUCAUCGCUAAUAUAAACAGUUGUGUGAUUAUGGUGAUGGAGGAAAUUAAAAUUGUUUCAACGAAGGCGACACUACCCAAGUCAAAUGGAUCGUUGCCGAGUUCAAACAAAAAAUCAUCAAUAUCUUUGCAAAAAAACGAUCUGUUAAAACAGAUACACCACAAUAAGGCGCGGCAAAUCGAUCACCAUGCGGCCGUUACGCUGCCGUUGUCGUCGAAUAUGGAUUCAAGAGAAGAACGGAAGGCGAAUGGUAGAAUCAUAGCGGUGUGCGUUGCUGCGUUUUUGAUAUUCCUUGGACUAUAUCAUGCAUGGAUAAGAAGGACAGCUGUUUUAGCUGGAAUCAUCGUGCCGGUAUUGAUAAUGCUCUUCUAUACUACAUGGGUAUUAUAUUCAGCGAAAAGGCACAGACAGAAAAUGUUAUUGUUGCAGAACGCUACCUCUUUCAAUUCUGUGAAUAAUUUGGACAAACACUCAGUCUCUCAGAAUGAAGUAGCAAAGAAUAGGAAACCUAUUACCUCAAAGCAUUCUUCUCCGAAACCACAAGAACAUAUACAUAAUUCAACAACAAGAUAUAAACGCGUUGAUGAAACCUCUGUAAAAAGUUCUCCAAAAUAUGACACUAUUCGGAAACAUGAAAACUACAGUGAAAAAACACUACCAGUUGCUCCCAAAAUGACAGCAAAACCGUUUCCAAAACGGAAAGUAACGCGAACUCCUUUGAAUAUGGAAGAUCAUUCUCUGCCACGACGAUUUUCUUCAAAUCAACUCAUGUUAAAUGGGACGCUGAAAUACGACAAAUAUGGUAUUCACCCUGCUAGACAUAAUAAAAGAGCUAAAACUAACAUGAACAAUACUGUGGAAAUCGUAUAACUA